Molecule: messenger RNA, 1212 nt
Organism: Adineta ricciae
Lineage: Eukaryota; Metazoa; Rotifera; Eurotatoria; Adinetida; Adinetidae
Source: the annotation of a GenBank genome assembly
AUGGAUGAAAAUGACGAUCAAUAUCGUUGGGAGUCGGGCUAUGAGCGAACAUGGGAAGUUAUUCAAGAAGAUGAGACUGGUUCACUUACAGCGGCAAUUAAUGCCAUUAAUCAGAAAAAUCGACGGAAAGAGUUAGCACAAUUGCCCAAUGUUCGUCUUGGCAUGAUGCGCCAUCUCUACUUAGUUCUGGAUAUGUCAGAUGCGAUGAAAGAUCAAGAUCUUCGUCCGAAUCGUCUUUUUUGUGCUAUUGAACUUUUAAAAGAAUUUAUUUUUCUCUAUUUUGACUCAAAUCCAAUUUCUCAAAUCGGUAUUAUUAUCACACGGCGAAAACGUGUCGAAAAAAUCAGCGAAUUAGCCGGUAAUCCACGCUCACAUGUUGCUUUACUCGAACAACUAAAAUAUCAAGAAUGCGAAGGUGAAGCUUCGAUUCAAAAUGCUCUUGAAAUGGGUUUACAAACAUUAAAACACAUGCCGAAGUAUUCUAGUCGUGAAAUGUUGUUCGUUCUUGGCUGUUUAGCAACGUGUGAUCAUGGAAACAUUCUACAGACAAUUAAAACUUGUAAAGAAAAUGAAAUUCGAUGUUCAGUGAUCAGUGUGUCGGCUGAAGUUCGUAUCUUCCGAAAAUUAUGCAUGGAUACCAAAGGACUAUUUCAUGUUAUCACUGAUUCGACACAUUUUCAAGAACUAUUACAAAUCCAUUCUCGACCAUUGCCAGCAUUAGAUAAGUUCGAAUCUUCACUCGUGCGAAUGGGAUUUCCGAAAUAUCGCACGUAUACAACACCAAACGCCAGUAUUUCAUCGACAACGGCAAUUGCAAAGCAUGAGAAAGCUUCCAUGUGUAUGUGUCAUCUCGAGCAACGUGGUGGAACAAAUGGAUUCUCCAUUGGCGGCUAUUUUUGCCCGACGUGCGAGAGUAAAUAUUGCGAAUUGCCAACUGAGUGUAGUGUAUGCCAUUUAACAUUGGUAUCCGCACCGCAUUUAGCGCGUUCGUAUCAUUUCUUAUUUCCAAUUGAACAAUUUAUUGAAUUAACCAUGGAAAAGCCAAUCAAUGAGAAGUGUUUCGGUUGUCAGCAGGCGUUCGAUGAACAGAAACAUAAAACAAUCUAUCAAUGUACAAGUUGUAAAAAUUUCUUUUGUUUCGAAUGUGAUCUAUUUAUACACGGAACCAUCUUUACAUGUCCCGGUUGUAUACGGAAUGGGCAACUGAAAUAA